Messenger RNA from Helianthus annuus (common sunflower), 2470 nucleotides. RefSeq lists its product as uncharacterized. Lineage: Eukaryota; Viridiplantae; Streptophyta; Magnoliopsida; Asterales; Asteraceae. The record is from RefSeq and is a predicted model, not a curated record. The coding region runs from base 1770 to 2417 and encodes 215 amino acids. The transcript is spliced from 4 exons.
CCCACCCUAAAACAAAGUGGAAUUUUUGCCAAACACCCCUACCCACCCGAAACAUAAAGUAGGCUUAUGGGUCUAAUUUCAAAAUUCUUAUCGCCAAAAUUCCGUAAUCACGUUCAACUGAACAUCUGAAGAAUCGUGUUUCCAAUUGAGGUAGUUAGUUAUAAAACACAUCUCAACCAACCGCAUUCCAUCACCAUAGAAAAUCCCAUCGCACAACACCUAAAGCUUCAUUCCAGUUGAGUAGUUCCCAACGUUGUGGCAGCCAGCGAGUCAUCACUGCUGUACCACCGGUUGGGUGUCCACGGCGCCUUCAAGGUUGAUCACUCGGAAGCUCAAAACCGUUGGUUUUGUUCGGAUCUGUUUGGCCGUUAAGCCACCGCACACCAAUGGGUCGAUCAACCGAGGCCACUGCCUUAGUUUCUUCUCGUCUCUGUGUAACCCACCCACAAAUCAUUAUUCUAUUGUCGUUAGUCAGCCCGCAACUGUAAACCAUUGAUUUUGCAUCUGUAUCACUUGGCUAUUAAGGUAACAAUCAAUCCUUGACACUCGUUCUUGUCACAAGAUUUCAAAAUUUUAAAUCCAUCAAUUUGUUCGUCAUUUUAAGAGUUUGGUUUUACCAUGACUUGAGGUUGAAGAUGAAUAAGAUGGUUGCAGUGGGUUUUUCAUUAUUUUAUUAGUAUCAUAAUGAUGUGUUGGCUAACAGACAAAAGAGGCGAACAUGGAGAGUUUUUUUUUUUUGAAAAACUCCCCAAGCACCAUGUACAACAACUAUAUGCAUAAACAAGUUACUUCUUUAUAUAGGUUUUAAUGUUCAUGUAGGGUGACCUUUAAUUGAUAAAAUAAAUCAAGUUAGUAUAAAGUAUGUUUUAAAAUAUUAUUUUUAAUGCUGCUAUAAUCAUAUAUUUAAUAUUUAUGAUUAUGAUUAUGAUUUAUCGAGAUUUUUAUUCACCCGCUAUAAAAUUUUGUUAUAUUAUUCUAAUAAUGUGAGAAAGUUACCAUUCUUGUAUGAAGGUUGUUUUAGAACAAAAUCCUUAAAAGUUAAUAUUUCAAUAUUGUGAUGAUUAGUAAAAUAUAAGUUUAUGAUGUUAUUUUUGUUUGAAAUCAUUAGUGAAUUUAACUGUGAAGGAAGCUCAACAAUAAAAUAAUGACAAUAACAUGGUUAAACUUUCUCAAAAUAUUUGUCGAAGAUAAUGACAAUAACAUGAUUACUUUUUAUUGUGUUUUCGAUUAUCCAUUUUAAUAUUUUAACUUCAUUUAUUAAUUCUAUACGCUUUUAAUACUUGAAGUGCUUGUGUAAAAAAUACAUAUUAAGCUAACAUUAAGUUUUUCUAGAUACCUCUCUAUAUUAGUUUUUUGAACUAACAUUUUUUAUAUCAUAACCAAGAGGAGUUUAUUUGAUCAUAUACAUUUGUUUAUUAUGGAAGCCUUAAAGGGAUAUUUGGAUGUAUGAUAUACUUGUGAUUAUGUAUAGUGUGAUAGGAUAAGACUAGAAGGUAUGGGGGCCGGCUGAUGCCCGGCUAGGCCCGGCGCCGGACCCCCACACCGCCCUCUGGGGCUCGGCCCAUCACACCCGGCGACCCACAGCCGGGUCCGCCGAUCCAAAAGUUUGAAAAGUAGCCGUUGAUGAACGGCUUUAUUUGAUAAAAAAAAAAUUCUUUUUCUAUAAAAUCACCUAUUUUCACCAUUAUUUCACCACUUUCGACCCAAAACCCUCUCACUUUUAUACCAUUUUCUCCCUACUUUUAUAAAAAAAUAUCUUUUCAUCCACAAUGGCUUCUAAUCCUUGGUGGCCCUCGUCUUCGGAUGAUGAAGAGGAGAUGUUUUUCGCAAACGCUGUACUACGGGCGGGACAGAUUCUAAUCGAAGAGGAAGAGGAAGAGGAAGACUUCUCGUCUGAAAAUGUUAUUACCAGACGAAUACGGAUUAACAGAGACCGCCAAGGAGCGCACGAGAAAUUGGUGAACGAUUAUUUUUCGGAUGAACCACUUUACAACGCCGACAUUUUCAGGCGCAGGUUCCGAAUGAGUCGCCGCUUAUUCACACGGAUUGCUAAUGAUUUGGCGGGGCUAGACCCGUUUUUCACGCAACGACCUGAUGCUCGAAAUUAUGAAGGGUUUACCACGUUACAAAAGUGUACUGCGGCCAUUCGCCCACUGGCGUACGGGACAGUGGCCGACGCUUUGGACGAGUACUUACAGAUGUCAGCAAGAACUACGCGGGAAUGUUUGUAUCGGUUUUGCCAUAAUGUGGUGAAACUGUAUAGCAAAAAAUAUUUGCGGAAACCAAACGCGUAUGAUGUUCAACAGUUGUACCAAGCUCAUGAAGCAAGGCACGGGUUUAGGUUAUGUAAUUUUUAUUUAUGUUAUGUAAUGGAUUUUAUUAUCUUCCUUUAUGUCGUAUUUUUAUUUAAAUGUUGAAUAGUUUUUAUAAAGUUAAACAAAUAAAAAAUAAACAAUAAAACUUAAACAAA